CCCACUAUAUUUUACUCUCUGCAACUUAUACCGAUUCUCGCGAACCUUCCACUUGCCUUCUACCACAUUUACACAUAUGCCAAACGCCCAAUGAUGCCUGGACCAGGAAUCUAUGAUCCAACUACUAUUCUCAACCGUUCCACAUUGUCUUCAACUCUCCGCAUCUCAUGGAUCAAGCUUGCAUUCUAUCUUGUCUCUUUCUUCUAUUAUCUCUACGUCAUGAUCUACACUUUGGUCACUUCAAAUUACAAUUUCCGAUGA
This is a messenger RNA of Caenorhabditis elegans, 261 nucleotides long. The record is from the annotation of a RefSeq genome assembly. Lineage: Eukaryota; Metazoa; Nematoda; Chromadorea; Rhabditida; Rhabditidae.